Coregonus clupeaformis (lake whitefish) is the source of this 4521-nucleotide messenger RNA. RefSeq names its product ankyrin repeat domain-containing protein 10. The transcript is spliced from 5 exons. The coding region runs from base 325 to 1344 and encodes 339 amino acids. The record is from RefSeq and is a predicted model, not a curated record. Gene Ontology annotation, molecular function: protein binding. Lineage: Eukaryota; Metazoa; Chordata; Actinopteri; Salmoniformes; Salmonidae.
CAGGCAGAGAUAGUCAUUAUUUCUGUUACACGUAUCAGAGAAUCAGAUGUGAAUUUUGUGCCGGGUCAUGCGUACAAAACUCCAUUCCUGAAUUUGCAAGUCGCCUCUCAAGUUUAUUCCUGAGUGCGUUGGACAAGAAGCUCGAGUCUCAUCGCUGUCUCGGUGUGGUCAUUGUUGCAAGCAAGCAGGGUGACGGUGCUUUCACGAAAAGGCACUCAAAGAAACAUUACCACAAUAACUACAUUUGGAAGCAGGCGACAUUUGGAAGCAGGCGACUGCAUUUACUGUUCUCUCGCUAAAAUCGUGUUUUAUAUUCGUUUGAUAAUGUCGGUGGGCAUUGAUACGGGAUUCUCAAGUGAGGAGAUUCUGAACGUUCGCUUCCCACUCCACCGGGCGUGCAGGGAUGGAGAUAUCGGUGCGUUGUGCUCGCUUCUUCAGUGCACCUCAAACCCUGCGGACUUAGCCGUGGAGGACUCUUUCUACGGCUGGACACCCAUACAUUGGGCUGCUCAUUUCGGAAAGUUGGAGUGUGUGAUGGGUCUGGUUCAGGUGGGCUGUGGGGUCAAUGCGGUGACCACAAGGUUUGCUCAGACACCCACUCACAUUGCUGCGUUUGGGGGCCACCCAGAAUGCCUGCUGUGGCUGCUGCAAGCUGGCGCCGACAUCAACAGACAGGACUAUGUGGGUGAGACACCCAUCCAUAAGGCUGCCCGUGCAGGCAGUCUGGACUGUGUCAACGCUCUCCUGAUUCAGGGGGCGAAAGCUGAUAUGAGGAACGCUAGUGGGCUGUCCGCCGCUGACCUGGCCCAUGCCCAGGGGUUCCGCGAGUGUGCCGAGAUGCUCUCCAAUGCGCAGAACCUGCAGUGGAACCAGAACCUGACCCAGACCCAUCUUAACGGCUUCUGUCUGAACGGUACCACCCAGAAUGGAGGCCACUCCCACCCUCUCAUCCAAGGGCGGAGCCUCCUUAACGGGGCACCCAAUAGAAAGAGAUCGUUUGAUAACAUGGAAACCAAUCAAAUCAAGAAGGCCAGAACUGACGGUAUGGGCCUGCCGCUGGGGAUGCUGAAUGUGAAUGGGUCGGUCUGCGGCGUCGGAGAGUUCCUGAUGGAGAGCAUACACCAGGAGAGCAUGGAGUCAGCGCCGCCGGCAGUGAGCUCAGGUGGGCCAGGACCCUUGGCGUUUGAGAUGAAUGGGUCUGCGCCAGUUCCAGGCCUGCUGGACCAGGAGCAGGACCAGGGAGGAGUGGAGGUGUCCACCCCGGCCCCUAAGGAACUGGAGAUCUUCACUGUGGCCUCCAUGCAGAUCCCCUGUCGCUGCACUAACUCCUAUGCCUACCUGUAGAGGCCUUUAGAGUGCGUGUGUUGAGUGUUGACCCUCCUAGUGGUUGUAUCUUGGUAGAAUGUCCAUCAGGCCCCCUCUGGCCAUGUUCUCUCACUGAUGGCAUUAUUUUUAGUGCAAUUGUUGGGUUUUUGGCAUGAUAAUUAUGUAUUUCCGGUUCUAGAAAUAAGGGCGUAAAUAGUUAAUUUAUUGUAUUCUACAUACAUGUUAUGAAAUACAUUGCCUUUCUACCAUACUUAAUUGAUAGAGAAACAUUCGUUUUAUGUUUUGUUGUUAUACCAGUAUCUUUGAAUGAUCCACAAAAAUCUUGUUAAAUAAUCUUGUCUUUUUGGCAAAGCCCCUUAGGAUGAGUGAAUUCUGUUUUGCACAAUUAUCCCUCCACCGCCCUACAUUGCCCAAUUGUAACUGUAAUAACGUUGUAAAAUUAUAAUCUACAUUCCUUUGAUGUAGAAACGCCCACACCUUGAGAACAACGUACUAAAACCAGCCUCACUUGGUUUAAGGAGAAGAUUAGGGAGAAGACGGAGAAGAUUAGGGAGGUUAAACUUAGGUUAGUUCAAAUCCUAGAGGCUGCACUGAAGUUUCCCUCUGCAUCAUGAAUAUGCAAUGACAGAAUUCUGACCUUUAUGAAGUUAGACCAGUGGUUCCCAACCGUUUUUUAACCGUGACACACCUUGAUGGGAUAUAAAAUUCUGCGGCACACCUAACAUUUCCCUAUUAAUUGAUUUAGUGGUAAUGACCUCUUCUCUUAUCUGAUCCAUACAGCAAAUCAAGUGUUUUUUAUAGAUUUAAAUAGGGUUUAUUUGAAAUAUUUUCAUAGUUUUAAUAAUUCCUUACUCUCAUGAUGGUUAAUUAGUGUGUACUAAAGUUCUUCACGGAUCCACCUGUAUGCGAAUACACAAGACCAGAUCCGGGACCCAAUCUGGUCCGGAUCCACAAUUCUAAAUAAUGUCAAGGGUUUGGGUCAGAUCUGAUAUGAUUGUCACUGGCCUUGGGUAUGUGUAAUUUUAACUGACUUGUCUGCUAGGACCCACAUAGAACCGAACACCACUGCUGCAGUAGAGAGCGAGAGAGAGAGAGAAAUUGUAUAAUUUAUGCUGCUGCUCUUUGUUUUUCACGAGAGUGGCGCAUUUAGCUUGUUGGUCAAACAUAAGAGCCAAUUUAUGCUUGAUCCGAAAAUGUAGUCGAGGCAGCGUAUGGAUGGUGUGACGCAAUUGCGGAGCCUCCAGAGGCACGCAAAGGCCAAAUUGAGCCUUGAACCGCAUCGCCUUAUGCCUCUCAAAUGUGGAGGGUUCCGUAUAAGCUCCGCAUUGACUUGAUUGGUUGACUGUAGGUGAGGGCGGGAGAUCCUGUAUAAACACAAACCGACUUCCUUGUCAACUUCCUCCACAACUGCUCGGUGAAGUGCAAGAAGUAUGAAUGCCCUGACUUCUGCAGAGGCUAUAUUCACGGUAAAUGCUGCAUGGCCAAUGCAGACGUCGGAAUGACCAUGAAGCGCCUUUCAGUCAUAAAAGCGGAAAUAGGCUACAUUCAUAGAGCGUCACCUCUCUACCUCCUCGCGCUUUAUCAGCUCCGGUUAAUAAAGUAGCUUAAAAAUGUACUUUUCUGCUGCUUCACUCGGACCGGGUCUGGAUCCGAUCAGGUCUAGACGGAACAGGUCUAGUUGUCCUCGGGUCUGUUCGGAACGGGUCUCUAUAUAUUUGUAUUUUAUUUAUGCAUAUCGGGUCCGGAUGGGAAACCCCAGGUCCAUUUCAGAACGGGUCCAACCAUUUUUGAAGGUCUCUAGCCCUUUAAGAGCGUCCCCGAAUCUGCACCAGAAAGAAAAAAAAUACAGCUCUCGUAAAAUAGGUCAUUCGUUUUAACAGUUUGGGCUACAAACAAGCGGUUUUCUGCAUCGUAAAGGUGCAACCACAUACACAAAGUCAUGAUCUGUUUGUUUCUAUGGCACAAGCUGUGGUAUAGCUAAACUCAGAGCCAUAUAUUAAGAAUUAAAUUACUCCGGCUAAGCUUAAUCAGACUUUCCUGUUUUAAUGGUUUUCACAGACUAAGUAAAAUGAUACAAAUUAUCUGACCGACACUGUCUAGUGCGCCCGAGUCAAAAUUCCAUGUGCAUUCUACAGGUCACGUUUAUAAGUGAGUGUUAAACAUCGGUUGGGAACCACUGAGUUAGACAUCCAUUUGAUGUCUUUACUGAGUACUGCAUUUAGUGGUAGCAUUGUUGUUGCACCACUUUGGCCAAUAACGGGAUAAAGACAGAAUUUGUCCAUCUCAUGUCAGAAUGAAGAGACUACUAGAGAAUGUUCCUGCCCUUACCAGAGUAAAAAUAAGGGAACGCAUAUUUUGUUUUAUUAGUUUGUUUAAUUCCCCCCCUGAGAUAAUCUACCUUUUUGGCCAUUUCUGGUGACUCCUCUGUCUCAUAGCUAUAAAGCUUUUUAAAUUUAUUUUUUAUACAAGAACUCCCUUGUUAUGCCAAAGCAUAUAUUUACAUGAAUGUAUAAAGUACAUAAACCUUUACUGUGCAGCUUUUCUGUAUUAUGUGAGCUUUUAGGUAUUUCCAAGGUGUGCUAUAUGACCUGACCCUGUCCUAUUAGCUAGCAGACUGGAGACUUUGGUUUGGUGAGCCCCUCCUAGUGCCCUCACCUUCUCUCAUUCUACUUUUCUAGGAGAGGACUUUGUAGCUUUUCUGUAUAGCCUAUCUAGGCCUAUUGUGUCUGGUGUUGAAAAUGAUGUGAGUUUAUUUUGACCGUUUUUCUAAGUUUCUGCAGCUUUAUUUGGCUUGUUUUGUUGUAUUAUAAUGUAGUAUUGCUUUGCUAACUGCAGUAAUGACAAAAUGUAGAUGCUGAAUUGUUGAACUAUGACAAAUGAGUGUGAUUAGUAGUGCUACAAUUUUUAUGAAGCAAGGCAAAGCUACUCUUGCCUAAGGCAAUGUUUUUUUAGAGAGAAAUUAAUCUUCGUAAAUGUAUUGUUAACAAACUUAAAAUCCCCCCUUGCAUAUAUCUGCUUCAUGCAUGAAGGACAAUUAUUCUGUCAAACAAUCAGCCCUGCAGUACUAUUGUCUGUACAGAAUCACAAAUGUUAAUGAGUAGGUAGUGUUUAUUGAUGCAAAUUAGAGCUUCUAAUGCUCAGUGCUGAGUAGUUUUGUAUACUUUAAACUCAUUAAAUUGUCAUUAUUUUGAAUAA